AUGGGUUCCCUGCCUAACGACAGUAAGACUGAUAACGGGCCACGUCUCGGCAACAUCAAGGAUGUGGCCGUCAUCGGCGCCGGCAUAAGCGGUGUGGUGUCGGCGGCCCACCUUCUUCGGGCCGGGUUCAACGUCACCGUGUUUGAACGGACCGGCGUGGUCGGCGGCGUAUGGGACUACACACCUCAACCAGAUAGGGCGCCACCAUUCCCCAAUGUCGUACCCCCUUCGCCGAAUUGGUCAGAAGUUGAGAAAGAAGGGCUAAGCUCAGAUGAAGUCGCCCUGAUACACGCACCGCCUAACCCCUGCUACGCCGGAUUAAAGAACAACAUCCCAACCCCUGUCAUGCGAAGUAGCUUACUACGGUGGCCAGAAGGCAGCGAAGACUUCGUAGACCAAAAAGUCGUCAACGCAUACAUCAACGACAUUGCCCGGCUCCACAAGGUCAACGACCACGUGGAAUUCCACACCAGGGUGGAAAGCGUGUCGAAGCCGGAAGGCGACAGCAAAUGGACCGUCAAGACCAGCACUUUAACGAUAACCGACUCCGGCCACACGUUGACGAAGAAAACCUGGACUUUCGAUGCCGUGGUGGUCGCCAGCGGACACUACCACACUCCGUUCGUACCGGAUAUUCCAGGGUUAGCAGCGUGGAAGCAACGCUUCCCGGAUCGAAUCACCCACUCGAAGCAAUACCGAACCCCCGCUCCGUUCGCCAACCAGACCGUCCUCAUAAUCGGCGCCGGCGUCUCAUCCGUCGACAUCGCAAACGAGGCGGCAGCAGUAGGGGCCAAGAUAAUCCAGAGCAGGCGAGUCAGCAAGUACGACGUGCUGGGGCCGCGUCUGCCCAAAGACGCCGAGCGCGUCCCGCUCGUGACCCGGUUCGUCAUCGACGAGAACGCCGAAGACGCCCAGCAGUCCCCGCCGCUGGAGCCGGGGCACGCGAUCCCCGGAAAAGCGGUCCUCGAGGACGGACAGGUGAUCGAAGGGAUCGACCGCGUGGUCGUCGCGACGGGGUACAUCACGACGUACCCGUUCCUGGGGGCCCUCGAGCAGCCGCAGGUCGCGUGGCAGGACGCGGACGACCGGGUGCUGAUCACGUCGGACGGGUACAUCACGCACAACCUGCACAAGGACGUGUUCUACAUCGCGGACCCGUCGCUCGUCUUCGUCGGCGUGUCGCACUACGUCUCGACCUUCUCGCUCUUCGACUUCCAGGCCCAGGUCGCGGCGAAGGUCCUCGCGGGCCACGUCAGGCUCCCGCCCGCCGAGGCCAUGAGGCGCGAGCACAGGGAGCGGAAGGCGCGGUUUCAGCCCGACGACAAGUUCCACAGCAUGUUCGCCGUCGAGGACGAGUACGUAGAAGAGGUCUUGAACUGGGUUAAUGAGGAGGCGCGGAAAGCCGGUAAGGACCCGCUGCCGGGGCUCGAUGAGGAGUGGCACGCUGGAUAUAAGCAACUUAAGGAAAGACUUCGGAGCUCAAGGGGGCUUUGA
Molecule: messenger RNA, 1494 nt
Organism: Daldinia caldariorum
Lineage: Eukaryota; Fungi; Ascomycota; Sordariomycetes; Xylariales; Hypoxylaceae
Product: FAD/NAD(P)-binding domain-containing protein
Exons: 2
Coding region: 1-1494 (497 amino acids)
Molecular function (GO): NADP binding; N,N-dimethylaniline monooxygenase activity; flavin adenine dinucleotide binding
Source: RefSeq, a predicted model, not a curated record